Molecule: messenger RNA, 1854 nt
Organism: Odobenus rosmarus divergens (Pacific walrus)
Lineage: Eukaryota; Metazoa; Chordata; Mammalia; Carnivora; Odobenidae
Gene: PPP2R5C
Product: protein phosphatase 2, regulatory subunit B', gamma
Exons: 14
Coding region: 138-1487 (449 amino acids)
Biological process (GO): protein dephosphorylation; signal transduction
Cellular component (GO): protein phosphatase type 2A complex; nucleus; cytosol
Molecular function (GO): protein phosphatase activator activity
Source: RefSeq, a predicted model, not a curated record
GAAGAGAUGUUCCUCCUGCUGAUCAAGAGAAGCUUUUUAUCCAGAAGUUACGUCAGUGUUGUGUCCUCUUUGACUUUGUUUCCGAUCCACUAAGUGACCUAAAGUGGAAGGAAGUAAAACGAGCUGCUUUAAGUGAAAUGGUAGAAUAUAUCACCCAUAAUCGGAAUGUGAUCACAGAGCCUAUUUACCCAGAAGUAGUCCAUAUGUUUGCAGUUAACAUGUUUCGAACAUUACCACCUUCCUCCAAUCCUACGGGAGCAGAAUUUGACCCCGAGGAAGACGAGCCCACGUUAGAAGCAGCCUGGCCUCAUCUACAGCUUGUUUAUGAAUUUUUCUUAAGAUUUUUAGAGUCUCCAGAUUUCCAACCUAAUAUAGCGAAGAAAUAUAUUGAUCAGAAGUUUGUAUUGCAGCUUUUAGAGCUCUUUGACAGUGAAGAUCCUCGAGAGAGAGAUUUUCUUAAAACUACCCUUCACAGAAUCUAUGGAAAAUUCUUAGGCUUAAGAGCUUACAUCAGAAAACAGAUAAAUAAUAUAUUUUAUAGGUUUAUUUAUGAAACAGAGCAUCACAACGGCAUAGCAGAAUUACUGGAAAUCCUGGGGAGUAUAAUUAAUGGAUUUGCCUUACCACUAAAAGAAGAGCACAAGAUUUUCUUACUGAAGGUGUUGCUACCUUUGCACAAAGUGAAAUCUCUGAGUGUCUACCAUCCGCAGCUGGCGUACUGUGUAGUCCAGUUUUUAGAAAAGGACAGCACCCUCACUGAGCCAGUGGUGAUGGCGCUUCUCAAAUACUGGCCAAAGACUCACAGUCCAAAAGAAGUCAUGUUCUUAAAUGAAUUAGAAGAGAUCUUAGACGUGAUCGAACCGUCGGAAUUUGUGAAGAUCAUGGAGCCGCUCUUCCGGCAGCUGGCCAAAUGUGUGUCCAGCCCACACUUCCAGGUGGCGGAGCGAGCGCUGUAUUACUGGAACAAUGAGUACAUCAUGAGCCUGAUCAGCGACAAUGCAGCAAAGAUCCUACCCAUCAUGUUUCCUUCCUUGUACCGCAACUCCAAGACCCACUGGAACAAGACAAUACACGGCUUGAUCUACAACGCGCUGAAGCUCUUCAUGGAGAUGAACCAGAAACUGUUUGACGACUGCACCCAGCAGUUUAAAGCAGAGAAACUGAAAGAGAAGCUAAAAAUGAAAGAACGAGAAGAAGCGUGGGUUAAAAUAGAAAAUCUAGCCAAAGCAAACCCCCAGUACGCAGUGCAUAGUCAGGUGAGCGCCGUGGCCAUUCCAGUUGGCGUGGAGACAGAUGGGCCUCUACUUGAAGAUGUGCAGACGCUGAGAAAGGCCCGGAACGAAGAGGCUCGCCAGGCACAGAAAGAUCUGAAGAAGGACCGGCCUGUCGUGCGCCGCAAGUCUGAGCUGCCUCAGGACCUCCACACCAAGAACGCCUUGGAGGCUCACUGCCGAGCUGAUGAGCUGGUCUCCCAGGACGGGCGCUAGCCCCCCCCCCCACCCCGGAGGACCGCGUCGGGCUGGGGAUGCCUGUUCUUUCCUGGAUUCUGUAGAAAAUACAUCCUUUUUGUGCCAUACAAAUCAGUUACACUCAGAGUCAGAGCUUUCUUCGACCCCGUCCUGUAGGCAAUAAUGCACGUCUGCCUCAGCACGAGAUUAGGAGUUCAAACAAUGGUGGCCUCUCAGAUGGGUUGGCAGAGCCAAGGGCCACUGGCCACGUCCCCAGCCGGUGGGCUCAGCCCCGGCACAGCCCCCGUAAGACUACUUCCCAAAAUCAGAGCUAAGGAGAGCACCCUGGUCAUCACCUUCAUGUCCUGCCCAACCGGAAUUCGUGAUCAUUUAAAAAUAAGUGGUU